UCUCUCCGGGUGAAAGCUGUCUUCCCAUCGCCACUAGCCCCGACUAAACACUGCUGUAGCAGAGCUAGUCUGAACCGACCUGAGCUGAGGCAGUCACACAGGAGAGAGCACCUAUACACAGAGGAAAGCGGUUGUUUUCCCCCUUUGUUUCGUCAAGACUUUGAUUUGCAUAUCCACUCCCACUCCUUCCUCCUCAUUUGCAUACAGCAAGAAUGGCGAGCGGGCAUCCCACAGACAAAUUCAGUUUCAUGUAUCAACCAGACACGCACAAGAGCAAGAACAGAUUAUCUUCAACGAUGAAUCCAGUCUACAGCCCUGUGCAGCCUGGCACCCCAUACGGAAACCACAAGAAUAUGACCUUCACAGGCUACCCAGGAGGCUAUCCUACCACAGCUCCCACCUAUACACCCAACCUCUAUCAAACGGGAAGUCCUGGGUAUCCACCAGGAUAUACUGCUGCAGGCACCCCGUACAAGGUGCCACCCACCCAGUCAAAUGGAGCACCUCCGCCCUACACCCCCACUGCCACCCCAUACCCGGCAGCUAUGUACCCCAUUCGCAGUGCCUAUCCGCAGCAGAACAUUUAUGCGCAGGGAGCAUACUACACCCAACCAGUGUAUGCGGCUCAGCCACAUGUGAUCCAUCACACCACUGUGGUGCAGCCUAACAGCAUCCCGUCCACAGCCCUCUAUCCUGCUCCUGUCCCUGUACCAGCCCCACGCAACAACGGCAUGGCUGCCAUGGGAAUGGUCGCUGGGACGACUAUGGCUAUGAGCGCAGGGACCCUGCUGACAGCACCCCAGCACCCACCGAUUGGAGCUCACCCAGUUACUGUGCCAACCUACAGGCCACAAGGGACACCUGGGUACAGCUACGUACCCCCCCACUGGUAGAGCCAACCCACCAUAUCUGGAGUCCACCAUCGUAUGCAACUGCUCAAAUCUCACACGGGCUCUCGCUGGUAACCAUGGGAACUCGGCACCUGUCUGAACAAAACUAAAGUGCAACAGCCACUUUAUUAUGUUUUCUUUUUUUUUUUUUUCUUUUUUUUAGUUUUUUUAUAUUAUGCCACAUUCUCUUAACAAUAUUACAAACGCUGCUUUGGUUUUUAUUUUUUAUUAUUAUUUUUUCAGUUCAUUUGCCAAACAGUCAUUACUUUAUUUUAUAGGGUUGGGUUUUUUAUUUUAUUUCCUAUUUCCUUCUUCGCUGCGUCUGUUAUUGGAACUCCAGAAGGACUCUUGACCAGUCAUAGGUGUCAAGGUGUCUCCUGUCUCUCUGUGUGUGUGUGCGUGCAUGUUUGUGUGUGUGUAUAUCCUGCCUGCUGUUGCUCAGUUGGCUGGAAAAUAUUGGGCACUUACUCCUCGUUAUCAUUUCCAUCAUCCACUACAAAGACUUACUGACUUAUGCUGCCAAACUUUUUAACAACUAGAUAUCAGCACAGGGUUUGAACAUAAUGAAGCUUGUUUUCGGGAGGGGGGUAUUUAACCUUUUUUUGUUUUGUUUGGUUUUUUUUUUACCACAUUCAAUCAUAUCGCGUUUGUAUUUUCGCCUCCUUGGUUCUUCCUUAAUCUUCAUCUAUUUCUCACCUGGUUUGUUUCACUUCCUGCCAAACCUCGAUCGUCUUCCAGCACAUGGCCACCAGUCUUGCAGUUAUUUUGUCCCCUCACCCUUGUCAUACGCGUCCCUGCCUCAACAUGCCGUGUCCCACUGCCUACUGGCUUUCAUUCACACUAAUGCAUGCACAACUUUAGCCCAGAGCCUAGCAUAUAGACUUUAGAUCUUGCUGCCUCCUUCACGCCACAUUCUAUGCAGUUUAGUUUUUUUUUUAGUUUUUUUUUUCACACGGUUGGCAUAAGUUGAUGCGUUUACUAAAAGAUUACACUAACAGACAAUUGCACGGGUAGUCAUGCACACUUUUACACAUGUUCAAAGCGAUAAAAACAUAACACACAGACACACACACUGCCUCCUACAGGGUGAUUUAAAAAACACAAUCACAUGGUAGCAGUUAAAGUUCAGCAUCAGUGAGCUCUGCUUUUAACUGACCAACACACAAACACACACAAUCACAUAAGGUUUGCACAAGGCAAAAUCAGACAGGAGUGAAGUGAGUUAAAGGGAAUGUGUUGGCGCCAGUGAUGGGAGCAGGACAAGACAAAUUGAGCAGUUGGUGAGGAAAGAGGAGGCGAUGACGACAUGUAAAGUCCGUGAUUUCAUUUCUAAGUACCAGGCAUUUGGGUUCCACAUCUUCAUCUGCAACAAACUGCACUCACACCUCUGCAAUUUUUUUUGUUUGCACUAAACAUAUCAUACAUCGAUUUUCUCACCUUAAACAAAACGCCGUCUCCUCCUCCUCCCUUUCUCCAGAGCAGGACUAAUAAUCAAACACGGUGCAAAGACAAACCCAGACUCUCGAGCACACAGUCAAUAAUGGACUGUCAUACAGACGAUGAAUGGUUCAGUCCUUCAUUUUGCUUCUUGGUGCCAUAAGAUCUCCUCUUAACCACACUGAAGCAGUAACACUACUUCAACACAGUCUAAUCCAGGAGUUUUUAAGCCAAAUUUUCGAACUGUUUUAAUAAUUUCUUAAGAUUUUCAUUGCCGAUGCAGCAGCUCGACUACAGGAGAAAUCUGUGUGGAGUGAAAGAGCAGCAGGAUUUUGAUCAGUAGCGAACCAUUAGACUUUUAGCAGUAUUGUGUGGGAAAAACAACCUCUUUUUACUGUGUUUUCAUCAACUUCAGUAUUCCUUUAUGUUUAGAUGGCAAACUUCAACAAUUAUAAUAACAGUAAUUAAGUAAUGACAUAAAAUGCAGUAGUUAACUCGUUAAGGCUAGGUUUUUCAGAGUAAAGUUCACACGUCUUACUCGGUCUUUGGUUAUUGGUCCACAACUGGGGGGGGGGGGGCAGAUGCAGAGUUUUCAUUGGUGGUAAAUAAAUAAAUAGACGAGGCCUGUGGCUUUAAAAAUAAGAGUUUCAAAUAUUAAUGAUCUAUAGAGUACAGGUUGGAAUAUCAAAAGGCAUUUACAGUGCUGGUAGGUAGAUGAAGUGGAUUGUUAUUGCAAUAAAAACAAGAGGGAUGCCUCUGGGCUGUUGAACACUUUUAUCAGCCUUUUGGAUUGAUUUUAAUUUUUUUUUUAAUUGCUAUUUGUUGUAAUCUCUUAAAUAUGGAUUGCAGGGCUUUUUAUACAGCCCACAAUAAUUAUUACAGUUAAUGCUAAGAAUAGUAGAACAUAUCAGAAAUCUUUGGGACGUGGGUAUUGAAUAACUUUGUGAUGAAAUAUUGCACAACAUAAGAGAACUUGAUGAUAACAAUUUAAUGCUAAGCAACAGGUACCUAGGCUUUGUAGUGCAAAGGGUGAGGAGGAAGCAGUUUAUAUUGUAAUUAAAAGUUAAAAAAAAUAUAUAAAAAAAAAAACCCAAUGUGGAGUGUUUUGAGGUAUUCUUAGUCCUGGUGUUUGUACACUAGUAGGUUAAUUCUCAAGAAAAUAUUGCAUAAUCUUGCUGUCGGAUGAAAGCCACAUAUCUUUGAGCCUUUUUUUUUUUUUCCUGUAUGACCCAGUAUUUUAGAGGGCACAGGGUGCGUGCUGUUGGAACAAAGGGUCAGGAAGUCGUCACCUCAUCUGGUGAAGAUGUGGGGAUGGAAAUGAAGUGUUUUUUCAUGCGACAGCAGUGAUGUGGCAUGUCAUUAGAAUUUAUUUAACCAACCACGUCUUCUGUCAGUAUUUUUAUUUUUUUUUGGACUUGUGUAUGCCCCAUUUUUUCCCCAUUUCCCCUCUGGUCGAUUAAACAUAAUGGGUAUGCAUAAUAUUCAGCUGUAUUUAACUAUAGCAUUGGAUCACUAUGUUUAAAAAAAAAACAGUAUAUUUAUACAGCAAGUGGUACAGUUAUGUAUUUCUAGCCCAGCAUGGUUGCAUCAAUGUGGCAGCUACUGUUUGUGCUUUUAACUGUUUUUUUUCUCUUUCCUGACUUUUCUCACAUUAUGGAACAAGGUCUGUAAAUACAGCGGGAAUAUGCAGAACACCCUGGCAAAAAAAUAUUUCGACACAAACCAACUUUUCAAGGAAACAGUUUUUAAAGGUGGACUAACAGAAAAUGAAGAACGGCCUUUUUUCCACCUAUACAAUUAUUUGUCUGUUUUUAAAAGAAAUUGAUUCUCUUCCAUACCACUGCAGCGUAAGUACCAUUGAUGAUAAACAUACCGUAGUUUGAGAACCACUGGUCUUCAUGGUUUUGACCUGUUGCAAAAAGUCCAGGCCUGACUGCUCUGUGUUCACAGAUUUCAAACUCCCACAUUUACAGACCUUGUGAGGCGUGUGGUUUAAUAUAGAUGGAUGGCAUUAGUCUUGACUUGAGUGGAGAGAGGAAAGGAAAGUUCCCAUAAUGCUCUGGCCAUCUUUGUCCCGUGGAUGCAACGUCAAUAUAGAAAGAUGUCUUGAAAACCCUCCAUGCCCUCUGUUCUGUGCCAUAUUUCGCCAACUUAUUUGCUAAGACUUUGUUUUUUUGUUUCCCUCCCAGUACCUGGUGAACUCGAGUCUCUGUUCUGUCUAACUUCCUGUGACGGUGUUUGUUUAUCUGUUGCUGUCCUGGUGUAAUAUUUGACUGUUUCGCUCGUUUUAUAUUUCUCUUUGUGUCCUGUUAAUCCCUCUUUUACACUUUGUGCCACAGCUUUCUCUUAAGAGAACAUUUUCAUUUUGCCCUCUCUCCUCCCGCUCCAACCCUCUGCUCUGACUCUAUCUUCCUGUCAUUUAGCAUCACCAUGAACUUUGCAACUAACUACCAGUUACCCUAAACCAGGGGUGCCAAACUCAUUUUGAUUCAGGGGCCACAAUCAGCCUGAUUAGACGUCAAGUGGGCCGGACCAGUAACAUAAUUACCUGUAAAUAACAAUUCCACGUUUUCCCCCUUAGUUUCCAUGUUAAACAAAGUAGAAUUAUGUUGAAAAUAUUCAUAUGUAAUGAAAUAUUUCACAAA
This is a messenger RNA of Cynoglossus semilaevis (tongue sole), 4972 nucleotides long. It is a transcript of the gene fam168a, whose product is annotated as family with sequence similarity 168 member A. The transcript has 8 exons. Lineage: Eukaryota; Metazoa; Chordata; Actinopteri; Pleuronectiformes; Cynoglossidae. Bases 213 to 893 code for a protein of 226 amino acids. The record is from RefSeq and is a predicted model, not a curated record.